Messenger RNA from Dunckerocampus dactyliophorus (ringed pipefish), 6436 nucleotides. It is a transcript of the gene insra, whose product is annotated as insulin receptor a. The record is from RefSeq and is a predicted model, not a curated record. NCBI's taxonomy places the organism in Eukaryota, Metazoa, Chordata, Actinopteri, Syngnathiformes, Syngnathidae. The transcript is spliced from 21 exons. The coding region runs from base 1005 to 5111 and encodes 1368 amino acids. Gene Ontology annotation, cellular component: membrane; axon; insulin receptor complex. Gene Ontology annotation, biological process: positive regulation of kinase activity; glucose homeostasis; positive regulation of MAPK cascade. Gene Ontology annotation, molecular function: insulin receptor substrate binding; phosphatidylinositol 3-kinase binding; insulin receptor activity.
GAGCCCAUCUGGCUCUCUGGCAGGUUUGUUUACUGGCUGGGAAAAGGAGAUCCAGCACAGCCUGGGAGACAAUCUACCUCUGUCUGUGCAAGAAGAAAGGAUUUUUCCAAUCAGUAUAUAUACGAAAUAACAUAACCUGGACUUUGUGCCAUUAGAACAGAACCAACAACAGCACAGAUUAGCUUUAAAUGGAAAAAGUGCAAGGAAGAAAAUAAACAAACGUGGUGCUGGAAAAUCUCUUGGAAGAAAAUCUCAGUACUGUUGUGAUCGAGGGGCCGAUCUGGAGCUCAGCUUGCAGGCGAAGGAUCGGAGCUGCAAAAGCUGCAAGACUAGAAGCAUUUUGCCAUGUUUUUUUGUGGGGGGUUUGCACACUUGAGGAGGAUUUGAUUUUUACGCCACACCAGCAGCAUGGACUCUCUGUGACGCUUCACCUGAAUUAGAUCGAAUGCCAUUUUCUCACGUCUACAUUAAGAAUUGAACUUUGAGUGGGUCACAUGCGGUGUUUUUUGAUCAGGCGUGAGUGUCCGCGGCGCGAACUUGUGUACGUGUGGGGGGGCGGGGGGACUGGGCUAGCUAGUUUUGGCAGCUAGCGACGAGUUAGCCAAAUUACAAUUAGCGUGGCGCUCCGUGUAAAAGUACCUUUUUUGUGGUGGCUUUCUAAACCUGUCGGGUUAACCCAAAGGGCGUGAGUGUGAGGCGCCAACCCGUUUAAAGGUGCAACAAAUCUGCUUGUGAACAGCCGUCGUUCCGCAGCCUAGCUGGUUAGCGUUAGCAUUAGCAUCAGUCGCUCAACUCGCUUGCGUUGGAGUGAACACGUUGGACUCGUUCCUCCGCCCAUCUUCCGGGAUGUCGGCUGUUAUUUUUUGUUUACUUGCUGGCUCUCGCCGCAAAACCAAAACAAUUUCCUGAAGAAUACCGCCACCCUCCUCCUCCCCGUCCAGUGUGUCAGCUGUCACCCUCGCCAAGAAGGAUUUACUCGAGAGUUGGACCCGGCGCAGUGGCGGAUGGUGAUUCAGCCCGAGUCAGUUAUGUGGCUCCGGACUUUGGCUUUUGUUUUGGCCGCAGCCUGCUGCUUCAUGACCAGCUGUCAGCAAGCCACCGGGGAGAUUUGUCCCAGCAAGGACAUCCGCAACAAUGUGACCAACCUCAACUCUCUGACAAACUGCACGGUGAUCGAAGGCCACCUGAAGAUCAUACUCAUGUUUGGGACCAAGCCCGAAGACUUCCGAGGCCUCACCUUCCCCAAGCUGACCGUGGUGACCGACUACCUGCUGCUCUUCCGCGUGUACGGCCUGGAGAGCUUGAGCGACCUCUUCCCCAACCUGGCGGUCAUCCGAGGCAACAACCUGUUCUUCAACUACGCCCUGGUGGUGUUCGAGAUGCUGCAGCUGCGAGAGAUCGGCCUGCAUAGCUUGAUGAACAUCACCCGGGGGGCCGUGCGGAUCGAGAAGAACCCGGACCUCUGCUACCUGUCCACGCUGGACUGGUCCAAGAUCCUGGACUCGGUGGAGGACAACUACAUCGUGGCCAACAAGAACGACAGGGAGUGCGGAGACGUUUGCCCCGGGGCGUCUGUCGGGAAGACCACCUGCCAGACGACCACCAUCAACGGGCACUUCAGUGAACGAUGCUGGACGCAGAAGCACUGUCAAAGAAUGUGUCCCGUUCAGUGCAAACACCGGGCCUGCACCAAGGACCACCAGUGCUGCCAUGACGAGUGCCUUGGCGGCUGCCUGAAACCCCACUCAGCCGCUCACUGCGUGGCCUGCCGGGGCCUCCAGCACCAGGGCGCCUGCGUGGAGCACUGCCCGGACAACCACUACACCUUUAAGGGCUGGCGCUGCGUCUCCUUCGCCUUCUGCCAGGAGCUCCACAGCAGGUGCAAGUGGGAGAAGGAGCACAGCAAGAGCCCCGAGUGCCACGAGUACGUCAUCCACAACGGCGCCUGCAUCCCCGAGUGUCCCUCCGGCUACACCACCGUCAACUCAUCCUCACUGAACUGUACACCAUGUGCCGGCCUCUGUCCAAAGGUAUGCAUGGGCCUAAAGACUGUGGACUCGGUCACGGCGGCUCAGGCGCUGAGAGGCUGCACCAUCCUGAACGGCAGUCUGGUCAUCAACCUGCGGGGAGGAAACAACAUAGCGGCGGAACUGGAGGCCAGUCUGGGCCAGCUGGAGGAGAUCACCGGCUACAUGACGGUGCGGCGGUCCUACGCCCUCGUCUCCCUGUCGUUCUUCCGCAAGCUCCGCGUUAUCCGCGGGGAGGAGACAGAAAUUGGCAAUUACUCCUUCUACGCCCUGGACAACCAGAACCUGCGGCAGCUGUGGGACUGGUCCAAGCACAAGCUGAGCAUUCCGCAGGGCCGCAUGUUCUUCCACUACAACUCCAAGCUCUGCAUGUCCGAGAUACGCAAGAUGGAGGAGGUGACGGGCACCAAAGACCGCAAGAACGACAUUGCAUCCAAGACCAACGGGGACCAGGCCUCGUGUGAGAACCACGUGCUGAAGUUCACUCAGAUCCGCACCAUGAGCGAUAAGAUCAUGAUCAAGUGGGAAGCCUUCUGGCCCCCAGACUUUCGAGACCUGCUGGGCUUCAUGGUGCUCUACAAGGAGGCGCCCUUUCAGAACGUGACGGAGUUUGACGGGCAGGACGCCUGCGGCUCCAACAGCUGGGUCAUCGCGGAUGUGGACCCGCCGCCGCGCUCCACCGAGGGCGACAGGGACCACUUUGAGCCAGGCCACCUCAUCCUGCCCUUGAAGCCCUGGACGCAGUACGCCAUCAUGGUGAAGACACAGCUCUCCGCCUCUGAUGAGCACCAGGUCAACGGGGCCAAGAGUGACAUCAUCUACGUGCGCACCAACGCCACCAAACCUUCAGUGCCGCUGGACCCGAUUUCCUCGUCCAACUCCUCGUCCCAGAUCAUCCUCAAGUGGAAGCCCCCCAACGACCCCAAUGGCAACAUCACUCACUACUUGGUCUUCUGUCAGCGGCAGGCAGAGGCCAGCGAGCUCUACAAGUUUGACUACUGUCAGAAAGGCAUGAAGCUGCCGUCGCGAGUGCCCACUCAGGUGGACAGCGACGAGGAGCAAAAGUGGAACCAGACGGAGGAGCAGGGCCUGGGGACACGGUGCUGCGCCUGCCCGAAGACGGACAAGGAGCUGAAGAAGGAGAAGGAGGAGUUGGAGUACCGCAAGACGUUUGAGAACUACCUACACAACGAAGUCUUUGAGAUGAAACGCUCCCGACAGCGGCGUGCUGUGAUGGGCAUCGCCAACCAAACACGCCCUUUACCCACCACGGCUUCCGGCAGGCCGGCGGGCACCCUCAUCCCCGAUGACGAGGAGACGUUUGAGAGCACCAAGACCGUGGUCACCGUGCACGCCAAGGAGUCCACGGUCAUCUCCAGUCUGCGCCACUUCACCAGCUACCAGAUUGAAAUCCACGCCUGCAACCACCCCACCGACCCGGCCCGCUGCAGCAUGGCGGCGUACGUCAGCGCCCGCACCAUGCCUGAAGACAAAGCAGACGACAUCCUGGGCGCCAUCACCUACGAGGUGUCCGACAUGACCGUGCACAUGGUGUGGCAGGAGCCCGCCACCCCCAACGGCAUGAUCAUCCUGUACGAGGUCCACUACAAGCGCAUCGGAGACAGCGAGGAGCUGCACCACUGCGUGUCCAGGAACGUGUACAAGGCCACGCGCGGCUGCAAGGUGAGAGUCAUGCACUCGGGGAACUACACCGUUAGGAUCCGAGCCACCUCUCUGGCCGGGAACGGGUCCUGGACGGAGCCCACGUACUUCUACGUGCAGGAUGCCAGAGAUCCCCUCAACGUGGCUAAGAUUGUGAUCGGGCCGGUCAUCUGCGUGGUUCUGUUGCUGUGUGUGGCCGUGGCAGGAUUUGUGAUGUUCAAGAAGAAUCAAACACAAGGGCCUAGCGGUCCCAUCUACGCCUCCUCCAACCCAGAGUACCUCAGCGCCAACGACAUGUACGAGGAGGACGAGUGGGAGGUGGCACGGGAGAAGAUCAACAUCAAGCGGGAGUUGGGCCAAGGCUCCUUCGGCAUGGUGUAUGAGGGCAUCGCCAAGGACAUCAUCAAGGGCGAGGGCGACACCCGCGUAGCCGUGAAGACGGUCAACGAGUCUGCGAGCCUGAGGGAGAGGAUCGAGUUCCUCAACGAGGCCUCGGUCAUGAAAGCCUUCAGCUGCCACCACGUGGUGCGUCUGCUGGGCGUGGUGUCCAAGGGCCAGCCCACCCUGGUUGUGAUGGAGCUGAUGACCCACGGAGACCUGAAGAGCUACCUGCGCUCCCUCCGGCCCGACGCCGAGAACAACCCGGGCCGUCCGCCUCCCACGCUGAAGGAGAUGAUCCAAAUGGCGGCUGAGAUCGCGGACGGCAUGGCGUACCUCAACGCCAAGAAGUUUGUGCACAGAGACCUCGCCGCCAGAAACUGCAUGGUGGCUCAAGAUCUCACCGUCAAGAUAGGAGACUUCGGCAUGACCAGAGACAUCUACGAGACGGACUACUACAGGAAGGGCGGCAAAGGCCUGCUGCCCGUCAGGUGGAUGGCACCAGAGUCCCUCAAGGAUGGCGUCUUCACGGCACAUUCAGACUGCUGGUCGUUCGGGGUGGUGCUGUGGGAGAUCAGCACGCUGGCGGAGCAGCCUUACCAAGGCCUGUCCAACGAGCAGGUGCUGAAGUUCGUGAUGGACGGAGGCUACCUGGACCGCCCCGACAACUGCGCAGACAGGCUACACAACCUGAUGCAGAUGUGCUGGCAGUACAACCCCAAGAUGCGGCCCGCCUUCCAGGAGAUCAUCGAGAUGCUCCGCGACGACCUGCACCCGUCCUUCCAAGAGCGCUCCUUCUUCUACAGUGAGGAGAACAAGCCGCCCGAGAGCGAGGACUUCGACCUGGACAUGGAGAACAUGGAGAGCAUCCCGCUGGACCCGUCGUCGUACUCGCAGCGGGACCAGUGCCUGGACAGGGACGAGGGCUCCUCGGUGGGCCUGCGGGGGGGCAGCUACGAGGAGCACCACAUCCCCUUCACGCACAUGAACGGGGGCAAGAGCAACGGACGAAUACUGGCCCUGCCGCGCUCCAGCCCCUCCUAACCGCCUCCCGUACAUACGUACGCAUACGUACGUACACACAUACACGCGUAUACAUACUGUCAAUCUCGUCUUCUUCAUUUCUUGUCUUUUUUUCUACAUAUGUAAAUGUAAACAUACACCACACGUGUGUCACUCUCUCCUCAGCCUCUCAGGACCCCUCCUCAUGCCACAAACACACUACACUGCGUGGGGGGGCGCCUUUUGUACGCAGAAGCUCCUGCCGGGAUUGUCCGUGUCGUACUCUACAGAAGUAGAAAUAGAAAUAGAAAUAGAAAUAUAGUGUGGGUAAAGGAUUCAACUGUGAAACAUACGAGAAGGCUGCUAAACCCCCCUUCCUUGCCCUCCCUCCCCUCCUUGGCAAGGGACAAAGUGUCCUUCUGUCUCGUCCACGGCCGACAUCAUCCGUUGACAGCACGGACGAGAGGAUACGAAACACCUCAAGACUUGUUUUCUUGUUUUUGUUUGUUGUCCGUCUUGAACAAAGGAAGUUGAAGAAGUGGCUUACUUACCUCCUCACACUCUGCAGUAUUCCAAAACAACAGUUUUAUUUAUUUCUGCAGCUUUUUCGGGGUUUUUUUUUGUCUGUUUCUAAUUUUUCAGGAGUUUGGACAUUUCCAGUACAGCUGAAGGAUAUUUAAAAUGUUCCUCAGAUUGACCAAUAGCUGCUUCUUCUUCCUUGGACCCGAUAUACACGUACGGGACGUCUACGGGAUGUUUUGUACAUAUGCUAGCUAAUGUUGUCCCUCUGGAGGUGUUUCCACUCAUACACAAAAAUGUUUUUACAUGUUAGUCUCUUAGCUUUUGUUUUUUAUGAACUCAUGAUCAACCAACAGCACUUCUUGAUCUUGUUUUUUUUUUUUUUUUUUUUUGCUUUGCGAUGCUGGGGAAGAAGGUGUGUGUUGUUGCAUCGUCCUCGUAAGAUCAAAUAAAAUGUAAAUACUGCAGCAAAGCGCAUCCCAGCCCACCUGUGCGCCGCCUGCGCUUAGUCUCAUGUUGUCAAAUGCAAAGCCAGGUGUGUCCAAUGUGCGGCCCGGGGCUCAUUUUCGGACAACAGCUCAUUUCUUUACCUGCCCUCGGCAUAUUUUUUAUUUCUUAUUUUUACUAGGGCUGUCAAAGUUAGCACGUUACCAACGAGUAUUAGGGCCACACUGAAGGAAAAAAAAUCGGAGAUUUUGAGAAUAAAGUCGUAAAUUUAUGAGAAAAGAGUCGUAAUAUUACCUUUGCCCAAGGCCGAAAGUCACACCCCUUUUCAUAGCUGUCUCAGGCAUUGCCUGUUAUGACGCAGUAUUAAAACAAUCGGAUUAUUUGAGAAUAAAGUCAUAAAU